Phymastichus coffea is the source of this 2471-nucleotide messenger RNA. RefSeq lists its product as uncharacterized. Gene Ontology annotation, cellular component: nucleus. The coding region runs from base 647 to 2176 and encodes 509 amino acids. The transcript is spliced from 7 exons. The record is from RefSeq and is a predicted model, not a curated record. Gene Ontology annotation, molecular function: DNA binding; protein binding. Gene Ontology annotation, biological process: regulation of transcription by RNA polymerase II. NCBI's taxonomy places the organism in Eukaryota, Metazoa, Arthropoda, Insecta, Hymenoptera, Eulophidae.
UCUUUACAGUAUGUCAAAAUAUGUAUGCAUUCCAGUACUUUAUAUAUAAUUUCUGGCGUAAAUGUGAAUAUAUGAGAAUCACAUACUAUAAUUAGCCAUGACAAGAGUAUAUUGUGAACAAGUUAUCUUUGCUUGUAUUAAUGUCAAAUAGGAUAAUCCUUUAUGUUGAAUAACUAUAUUACGCAAUUUGUUAUGUAUUAAACAAGUAAUUUAAUUAUUGAAAUAUACGCGUAGUUCCUAUUCCAUGAAAUAAACAAAAGACAAGAAUUUUUUUUUUUACAAAAAUAGUUUGAAUAUAAUUUAAUGAUAACACCAGCAUUUUAAAAAUAAUAAACUAAUUUUAGUAAAUCAUUGAAAGAACUUAUCGAUAAACUAUGUAAAAUAUCAUUUUUCAUUUCAAAUUCAUAAAGUAAGUUGUCAGUCCUGUCUAAUUCAGCAAUACCGGCAACAUUUUAACCUCAAUAAAACACGUUAACCAUCCCAUUCCUUUCUUUUAUCCAAUGCUUCAAUCCAAGUCUAACCUCUGUGUUAUACAUACAUCGGCGUCCAUUUGUGCUGACUGCUAAGUGGCGAUGUGUGCGUGUAAUUGAGAGCGUUCGGGUUCCGCAAGUUUCAGCUUCUUUCUCUUGACUAGAAACGGCGAAACAUGCCCAAAAGCGAAGUCAAUACCGCGGUGUCGACGUCGUCGUACUGCUUCUCGUGGGACGACUAUCAGAGUCACUUCUCAUCGGUGGUGCGCCAACUCCUCGACGAAGAAUGUAUGCUCGACGUGACCCUCUGUGCCGGCGGGGAGCGCAUCCAAGCUCACCGCCUGGUAUUGUGCGCCUGCAGCGAUCUUCUGGCAGAUUUGUGCAGCCAGGUUAGCGAUGAUCAUAUUACGGUCAUCUUGGACGACAUCGAUCCUAAAGACGUCAGAUCAAUUGUAGAGUUUAUUUAUAAUGGAGAGGUCAGAACUCCAGUUGAAAAUAUCAACAACUUCUUGGCUGCUGCACAAACUCUUAAGAUACAAGGUUUGAUGGAAGUGAUGGAAAGUGAAGAGAAUGAGAUUAAUGUUACAGAUGAUUGUCAAGAAGUACAAUUGUUUGAUGAGUUCAGUCAAGAUGAUGAUGAUGAUGGCAUGAUAGAGUUAGAAAAAGUUACAGUUGAGAAUAAUGAACAAGAUGAAAUGAAAAUAGAGAUAGAUAAGGAAGAAAACUCUGAUACAAUGGCAAGAAGGCGAAGGAGGAGUGUUUGUAAAAAAGAAUACACUGAUAAAAUGUUAACCAAUGCAAUAAAUGAUAUUAAAGCUGGUACUUCACUAUUGGAUGCUGCUGCCAAAUUUCAUAUACCAAGAUCAACACUGUAUAUGCGAGCAAAAAUACUAGGUUUAACAUUGAACAAUCAUAAAUGUGACUACACAGCUGACGACAUGAAAGCAGCAAUAGAUGCAGUUAUUGCUGGCUCUAGUUUACAAAAUGCUGCAGAUAGUUUUGGCAUACCAAAGACAGUUUUAUGGAGGAGAAUACAAAAAGAAGGUCAUGUGUACAGGACAGAAACUAGAAGAAACUAUGAUGCAGAAAAAAGAGAAGCUGCAGUCAAAGCAUUAGAGAGAGGAGAAGCUCUGACAAAAGUUGCUCAAGAGUAUCAGAUUCCAAAGACGACAUUAUUUAGAGAUAAAGUACGUUUGGUAGAUGAAGGAAGAUUACCAGAGUCAGAUAUGAAAAGACGCAAGAGUUAUAUAGAAGGGGAAAAACGACUGGCACUGGAAAAAGCAGUAGCUGCAUGUAAAAAAGGAACUAUGUCUCAAGCGACUGCCUCUAUAACUUAUAAAAUUCCAAAAACUACAAUUUGGAGGCGGCUUCAAAGGGAUGCCGCCAAAACAGAGAAUAUUGAAACAACAAAAUUACUAUUUAGAAAAGGACAUUAUCAAUUGAAAAAGAAAGAGGAUAACAAAUCGGAAAAUUUACCUGAUUCAAACUUCGAAGUUUACUGUGAUGAGGAUUCACAAAUCGAUCUUACCUAUAUUGAAGAUUCAAAUAUGUCAAAUGAUCCAGUCAUAAUUUUAACAAGCGAUACCGCUCAUGAAUUGAAUUUAGAAAAUAAUCGACUUGUAGUUGUUCAAGAUGACACUGAAGAUAACUAUAUCACGUGUGGAUUGGAAUUAAAUGAAAAUUCAUCUUUUGAUACCAAAAGUUAACGAAGUAGUUUGCAGGAAGCUUGUAAAUAGUUUUUAAAAUAAAUAUAGCUGAAACUGUGUGAACUGCAAGCGUUCCUCGUGAAAUCAAGAAAAUAUUUUUGAUUCUAUACAUUAUUAUUUUUAUUAUAUUCAUACUAUAUACAAACUUGAACAUUUUCUAACAUUAGUAAUUCAUGUUGAUAUGCGGGUGAUAUUGAAAAGUUUUCAUUCUAAAUAUUAUUAGAAGAUUUUUCUUAGUUGUACAAUGUUUUGAUUUAUAACUUGAUAGCUUCACUGUAAAUAACUACAGCAAAAA